AUGUUUGAAGCGCUCAAAGAGGUGCUUGGAGAGAUCAACAACAAGCUCACACAGGUAAAUGAUGAGCUGAACACCCGAAUGGCAACCGAAAACGGCGGUGCGACACGAGCCGCGCCUCAAGUGCAGUAUGUUGGACCAUACAAACUUGAGAAAACUCUUGGUAAAGGGCAAACUGGUCUUGUGAAAACGGGAACUCAUUGUAUUACGGGACGAAAAGUCGCGAUCAAAAUCGUGAACAAGGAGAAACUCUCGGAAUCUGUUCUGCAGAAGGUGGAACGAGAGAUUGCCAUCAUGAAACUGAUCGAGCAUCCAAACGUUCUUCAUCUCUACGAUGUCUAUGAGAAUAAGAAAUAUUUAUACCUGAUUCUCGAGCAUGUUUCUGGCGGAGAACUAUUCGACUAUCUAGUUCGAAAAGGACGGCUGAUGUCAAAGGAAGCGAGGAAAUUCUUCCGCCAAAUCAUUUCCGCUCUCGAUUUUUGCCAUGCGCAUAAUAUUUGUCAUCGAGAUCUGAAGCCGGAGAACUUGUUGCUUGACGAAAGGAACAAUAUAAAGGUGGCUGACUUUGGAAUGGCUUCCCUUCAAGUGGAGGGAUCGAUGCUGGAGACAAGUUGCGGCUCACCUCAUUAUGCCUGUCCGGAAGUGAUCCGGGGUGAGAAAUACGAUGGCCGAAAAGCGGAUGUCUGGAGUUGUGGUGUCAUUCUCUAUGCUCUAUUAGUGGGAGCACUUCCUUUUGAUGAUGAUAACCUACGAAAUCUUCUCGAAAAAGUGAAAAAGGGCGUCUUCCACAUUCCCCACUUUGUCCCUACAGAUUGUCAAAAUCUUUUGAGGUCGAUGAUUGAAGUUGACCCACAAAAGAGAUAUUCCUUAUCCGAAGUGUUCCGCCAUCCCUGGGUUGCAGGGAGCACUCGAAAUGAUCCCGAACUCGAGCUACCCAUGGCCCAAGUUGUUCAGACCCACAUCAUUCCCUCUGAAGACAGUAUAGAUCCCGAUGUUUUCCGACACAUGUCGAAUCUCGGAUGCUUCAAGGAUAAAGAGAAACUCGUUAGGGAACUCUUGUCUACAAGGAGGAGACCGGCACAAGAAGAUGAUACGGAAGUGGUGCUGAGGGGAGCCACUGUGAAUGCGGAUCCGCCAAGAAAAAGAACGGAUAGCAGCAGGGCGAAUAGAUAUGCUGUUGGUAGCAUAGCCGAUGGUAGCCCGAUCAACCCGAGGAAAACCUAUGGGAGAUACAGAAGUGGAAGACACUCCUCACUUGGUGGCUCACCCAAUGAGUCUCCACGAUCUUCUACAAGAGAUCUGUUCAAUUUCUCCUCUUCAAGCAACAAUAGUUUCUCUGCUAGAGGUUUUGAACCAGAGCGAAGUCGUUCGACGACCAGAAAUCAGAACAAUUAUCACUAUUACACGCAACCGGUCGAUCCACAAACUUUGGCUGAAGCUGCAAGACAUGUGAGACAAGCGAGGGAACAACAGGAGCGACAAUCAGCCGACCGACAACCAUCGUCCGAUCCUACAAGAACUUCUCCUCCAUCCGGUGUCCCAUCUCCAUCCUAUACACAAACAGUCAACCCAAUGACUGAAUCGACACUCUCGAUUGGAACUGGAAUCACUUCGAACGCUUCUAGUACAAACAGUCUAAUCACAGGAAAUUCUCAAAAUCAACUUGGCUCCUCAUCAGGUCCUUGGAGAAUGAAGCUAUCGAAUAUCAAGAAUUCGAUCAUGGGAACACCGAGAUUCCAUCGGAGAAAGAUGAGCAAUGGACAAGAAAGUGAUGGGGAGGAUUCACAGAUGUUGGACACUACUGACUUGGUGAAAAAGUCAUGGUUUGGCUCAUUGACAUCGUCGAUGAGUGUGGAGAGGGAUGAUACUCAUUGUGUGCCUGUACAAGGGAGGACAUUGAAUGGGAUCAAAGCUGAGCUGAUUAGAGCGUUUUUGACGAUACACGAGUUGUCCCACUCGGUUGUCGGCCAAAACUGUUUCCGAGUCGAUCGAGGAGUCAAAAUGAAUGUCGACAUAAUCACAAGCCCCCAACAAUCACCAAGCGAACCACCAAUGUACGUUGUGCAAUUCUCUUUGCUAGCAGGUCCCGUUCGACGAUUCAAGCGCUUGGUUGAGCAUUUGAGCUCAAUAUUGCAGAAUGCCACGCAGCAGAGAUCGGAGCGUCAAGCCGCGCAACAGAUGAUGGUCCGUCCUCGUCGUCUCUCCGACUCGUCGGUGAGCAGUGCAUGCAGUGAUGGUGGUGGAGGAUCGGAGGGACUUUCCAUCCCACAAAGACAACCAGUGCAUGCCACCUCGUCAAUGGGUCCAACGGGGAGCUCUGGGAGAGAGAUGACCACCUCAUCUCUCUCCUCUCAUCUUCCCUCCCAUUUGGUGCAUCAAGGAUCUUCCGGACUUCUCACUCAUGCGGACAAGAUCGAGUCGCAAAUCCAAGUGGAACCGGUUCAAAACUCGUACAAUCGUCACUCAAGCUCGAUGAAGUCCGUUGGCUCAAAGAGCCAGGAUUAUGGUAAAUCCCCGAUUCCACAGCGACGCAACACCACCGCUGUGAUCAUUCAAUCGAGGCAACAAUUGUCCCGAUUUGCCUCCAAUCCAGUGGCCACUCUAUUGGGCAAAUCCGGGGAUUCUUCUACAGCUAAAACAAUAGCAUCUGAUUCGAAUCCGAGUUCUCCGCGAUUCACCAACGCUCACCCAUUUGCCCAUUCCGAGCCGACGACCCCAAAGUGCCUCACCAUGCCCUCUUCUAAUCCCUACUCCGGCCGACCGAAUCUUUCUAUUAUGGGAACUCCUGAUCAUGUU
This is a messenger RNA of Mesorhabditis belari, 2793 nucleotides long. Lineage: Eukaryota; Metazoa; Nematoda; Chromadorea; Rhabditida; Rhabditidae. The record is from the annotation of a GenBank genome assembly.